CACUGUUUGCUCGGGGCGGGUCCGCCGCUGUCAGUUCUCCGGGCGGAAGAGGCCGAGAGCAGUAGGCACAAAGUGAGCUGCUUCUUCCAGGUUUAAAAAGAUUUGCCACAUGUUCAGGUAACACAGUGGAUGGGUGUGAAGGACCGAUAAGACAGGAAACAUGCAGAAAACACCGAUCAUCCUCGCCAAGCCUCCUGCGGAGAGGGGCAGUAAGGCAGUGCCCACCCCUCCUCUACCAACCGCCAAUCCCACCGAGAAACCCAUCGUGCUGAUGAAAGCUCGGGACGAGGGCAAACCGUUGGCGACGGGAGAUGGGACGUCCCAGGCUCCGGCAUCCUCGGGGAAGACAGAGAAGGAAUACCAGCGGCCGACCCAGCCUGUCUACCAGAUCCAGAACCGGGGCAUGGCGCCAUCAGCACCCAGCAGCAACAUUGACCCGGUGAUAGGCCAGGCCAAGCUGCACCCCCCUGAGAGGAUGAAACACUCCAUUAAACUGGUGGAUGAUCAGAUGAACUGGUGUGACAGCGCCAUGGAGUUCCUGCUGGACCAGACAGAUGUCCUUGUGAUCGGAAUCAUCGGGCUGCAAGGAACGGGGAAAUCGACCGUCAUGUCUCUGCUCUCUGCCAAUGCACCGGAGGAAGACCAGAGAUCGUACGUGUUCAGAGCCCAGACCCAGGAGAUUAAGGAGCGUGGUGGGAAUCAGACGAAUGGCAUAGAUUUCUUCAUUACCCAGGAGCGAAUCAUAUUCCUGGAUACUCAGCCCAUUUUGAGUCCCGCCGUGCUCGACCACCUGAUCAACAAUGACCGUAAACUCCCCCCAGAGUACAGCCUCCCGCACACCUACGUGGAGAUGCAGUCUCUCCAGAUGGCAGCCUUCCUGUUCACUGUGUGCCACGCAGUUCUUCUGGUCCAGGACUGGUUCACUGACCUCAACCUCUACAGGUUUCUGCAGACAGCAGAGAUGCUGAAGCCUUCCACUCCCUCGCCCAGUCACGAUUCGAGCGGUGGCCCAGGGUCUGACGAAGGUUCGGAAUACUACCCAAAUAUCGUUUUCCUUCAGAACAAAGCCAAGCGGGAGGACUUCUGCCCUCGGAACCUCAAGAAGAUGCACACUGUCAUUGACAAACUGAUGUUGCACUCACACCUCAAGUAUAAAGGUACGCUCUCCAUGUUGGACUGUAACAUCUUUCCUGGAUUGAGCAAUGACUUCCUGGAGUCGGAGGUCAACUUAUUUCUCCUUCCGGUGAUGGAGAAUGAUGUGGAGGAAAACCUGGUCCGAGCUGGGACUGGAGGGAUAUCUCUGUUCUCACUGCUCCCAGGUUACAAAGGUCACCCCAGCUUCCAGUCUCUGGUGGGCAAACUGCGGAGCCAGAUCCUGUCCAUGUCCCGGCCUCAGCUCUCGCACACCAUCCUCACCGAGAAAAACUGGUUCCAUUAUGCCGCUCGGAUCUGGGAUGGAGUGAAGAAAUCUUCGGCACUCUCGGAGUACAGUCGUUUGUUGUCCUGAGGGGCGGGCACACCCUGGUGCAUUCCCAUGUUGAAGACUCCCAAGUGCGAAUGCCCUCCCGGCCGUUGGUGGAGCGGGGGAGGUUUUGUGUGGGUGUGCAGCGUGCGCAGUGUUUGGAUUCUCUCUGUGCCGCCAGUUCCGAGCUUAGCGUUCCCCGCCUCGCACCUCCUCAACCCUCCAACCCUGGAAUUGUGAGCACAGCUUAGUCGGAACUGAGCAUCACCGAGAGGCAGGAUCCCACUGCCUUUGGACAGGUCCCUCCGCUUUCGGCUGCGUUCCCAAUCCCAGGAUGUGGUGGUGCUCCCGAGGGAGGGGGGGAAUGGCCUUGGGGGUUCAGAGGUUUGGGGGCUGUUACUGACUUCUCGGGGAACUGUAUACUGAUGCCAAUGGGUAGUGGGCACCUUAAUGAAGCUGCGUCUCAAUGCCAACUUGUGCUGAUCAACUGUGAUUGCUUCAUCCUUUGCAAGGAGGAGGGCAUGUGAGAGGAGGUGUGAAACGAAAAUGGCCUCCAUUUACCCCUCCCCCGCUACGUCCACCUACUGGGGCAAUGAUAGGCUUGAUCUCUGCUCUGAUAGAUGUGACAUUCCAGAGAUGGCUUGCAGAUUGAGGGCUAGGAGGAGUGAGGAAUCUAUUGGGAAGGGGGCUGGAGCCGGUAGAAUGUAGGUGCAGGGCUGGAGACCAUUCGGCCCCCUCCUAGCCUGGUUCAUCGACCAUUCCUUCGCUCCACAUCUCUUAGCUCGUGUCUCCUUGAUCUCCCUUUCUUUUUCCAAUUUUCCUGAAAUUCUGUGCCCCCCUCCAACUUUUCUCCCUGGGAGCAGUGGCAUGGAGAAAGUUUGAGAUCCCCCCGCCACACCCUCUUACCUGAUGUUAGCCUCACCGCCCCACCCUCCGACCACCCCAAAUCGCAAAAUGAGCAGCCCAGCUGGGAAUGUGAAGGGCCUGGCCCUUGGUGUGGACUCUCCUUGCUCAACAGCAGAAACAAACUCACGUGGGCAAACAAAAGGAUGGACCUGUUCUUGGUUUUAGACCCGGGAGAAAGGGGAUACGGGGAGCAGGUUCUCCGAGACACAGCAAAGACCCCCCAAACACUUUGCCCACCCCAUGCCAGUCACAGCCAGCACCUAUCAGAGAGCAGUCUGUCAGUGGAGCUCCCUGUGCUGUGCCAUCACUGUUAACCCUGUGGGUCAUAUUGAAGCCACUGUUGUGGUUAGUUUCGGUGUGAGGUGAAGGUACAUAUGUUCUCCCAGUUUCUGCCCCUUCGAGCAAUCUAUUAAAGUCAUUGUUUCAGUUUGUGGCACCAAAA
Messenger RNA from Stegostoma tigrinum, 2810 nucleotides. It is a transcript of the gene smg9, whose product is annotated as SMG9 nonsense mediated mRNA decay factor. The record is from RefSeq and is a predicted model, not a curated record. NCBI's taxonomy places the organism in Eukaryota, Metazoa, Chordata, Chondrichthyes, Orectolobiformes, Stegostomatidae. The transcript has 14 exons. Gene Ontology annotation, biological process: nuclear-transcribed mRNA catabolic process, nonsense-mediated decay. Bases 161 to 1507 code for a protein of 448 amino acids.